Pyricularia grisea is the source of this 966-nucleotide messenger RNA. RefSeq lists its product as uncharacterized. Lineage: Eukaryota; Fungi; Ascomycota; Sordariomycetes; Magnaporthales; Pyriculariaceae. Bases 1 to 966 code for a protein of 321 amino acids. The transcript has a single exon. The record is from RefSeq and is a predicted model, not a curated record. Gene Ontology annotation, molecular function: 4-hydroxy-tetrahydrodipicolinate synthase activity.
AUGGCACCCCCCAACGGCACCGACGCAAACGGCUCUACCCGCCGUCCACUCACUCGCGGCAUCUACGUCCCGACUGUCGCCUUCUUCACGGCGGACGAGGAGGUGGACGUGGCGACGACGGCAUCCCACGCCACCCGGCUGGCCGCCACAGGCAUCGCAGGCAUCGUCUGCCAGGGCUCCAACGGCGAGGCGGUGCACCUGGACCGGGACGAGCGGAAGCUGAUCGUGCGCACGACGCGCGACGCCCUGGACGCUGCCGGCGCCCAGUCUCUCCCCGUCAUCGCGGGCGCCGGAGCCCAGAGCACGCGCGAGACGAUCCAGCACUGCCGCGACGCCGCCGAGGCCGGGGCCGACUACGCCAUCGUCCUCCCGCCCGCCUACUACGGCAGCCUGCUCACCACCAAGCACAUCGUCGACCACUUCCUCGCCGUGGCCGACGCCUCGCCGCUCCCGCUCCUCGUCUACAACUUCCCGGGGGCCUGUUCGGGCCUGGACCUGUCCAGCGACACGGUCCUCGCCAUCGCCGAGCACCGCAACGUCGUCGGCGUGAAGCUGACGUGCGGCAACACGGGCAAGCUGGCGCGCGUCGUCGCCGGUGCCAAGCCGGGCUUCUUCACCUUUGGCGGCAGCGUCGACUUCACCAUCCAGACGCUGGCCGUCGGCGGCCACGGCAUCAUCGGCGGCACGGCCAACGUCGCCCCGCUGGCCUGCGUGCGCCUCAUGAAGCUCUGGGACGACGGCAAGGCCGACGAGGCCCGCGCGCUCCAGGCCGUCGUGGCCAGGGGGGACUGGACCGCCAUCCAGGGCGGGUUCGUCAGCGUCAAGGCCGCGCUGGAAAAGUACAACGGCUACGGCGGCAAGCCGAGGUUGCCGUGUGUGCUGCUCGAGGGUGCUGCGCUGACCAAGCAGGUCGACGGCUUCGCGGAGCUGGUGGCUGCCGAGAGGGAUUUGGAGGCUAAGAAGUGA